Messenger RNA from Besnoitia besnoiti, 1779 nucleotides. RefSeq lists its product as uncharacterized. Bases 1 to 1779 code for a protein of 592 amino acids. The record is from RefSeq and is a predicted model, not a curated record. The transcript has 10 exons. Lineage: Eukaryota; Apicomplexa; Conoidasida; Eucoccidiorida; Sarcocystidae.
AUGCGCACGAUUUUUCGGCGUUCUUCGCGCGCGGCUGUCGCGGCGCUCUCGCUGUCUGCCGCGUCGCCUGUCGCCGCGUCGCUGUCGCGUUCUCUGCGUGCGUUUGCGAGCCCCGUGCAUCCUUCUUGCACGGAGUCUCUCUUUUCCGUCUCUGCUGCGCGCCUCUCUGCGCUGACGCCUCCGGCCUUCGCUUCUUCUUCUGCGAGUCCGUCCGCAGCGCUGCGCCAGCGGUUGAAGCGCCUGCUGGCGCGUCGCGCGCAUGCCUCCGCGGCCUCCCCUCGCCAAACCGAAGACAUCGUGCUGCUGUUCCUCUCGCUCUCGUGGGUCGCCGUCGCCUCUGGCCUCUUCGCGUACUUCAGGUGGAAAACCAACACGCGCGAGGCGCGACAUCCGUACCUCGAAGAGGCGCGGCGUCUGAUGGAGACUGACGAGAGAGUUCGAGAUAUCUUCGGAAGCCCCCUGGAGUUUCGCCCCGUCGCGGACACGACAGAUUCCUCCGGCGUCUUCAAGCGCGCAAAGAUGCAAGUCUCAGGACCGAAGGCCUCUGGCUCGGCGUUCGUUUCAGCCUUCCUGCCAGACGGCGAUGGCGAGGGCGACGACGAGGAUUUCCAGACGCUCUUCGCCGACGAGAAGGUUGACUGGAUUGCGCUGCGCGAGCGGCCGUAUCUGUUGAAGCAGUGGACGCUGGACGGCGCGCGGGCGCUCUACGCGGCGGGUCGCAGCGUCUUGCUCGGGGAAGUCUACGAGGAGGUCAGGCGGCGCGAUCGCGCGCCGGACGCCGCAGCGGCGGGCUCCGGAAGCGAGAGACGCGAAGGCGCGAAUGGCGGGCGGAAGACGCACUGGGUGCUCGACACGUUGUUUGUGCAUAAGACUCCGGAGGCGAGCGCCGGGGAGACCCACGCCAGAGACAACGAAGGAAAAGGUGGAGAGCGAGCGGAAGCCGAGGCAAAGAAAGGGGAGACGAAGGCGCUCAUCGCCGUGAAGGGAAAUCCAUACGACAACCCCGAUAUCGAGCCUUUCCUUAAGCCCGAGGGCGGCGCGCGCGCAGGCUCGCGGCACCCGAUCGGGAGCUUCCUUCUUCUCGCGUGCCUUCUCCUUCUCUGUCGUCAGACCUACGCGGAGAUUCGAGGCGCGAUCGACCGCGUGGUGUGCUACAAGUACCUCAAUUACUUUGCGCAGACUCACCCCGAUCUUCGCCGCAUCCUCCACGAGACUGCGCUUCGGAAUGGUAACGGCGCGGGUGAGGCUUCAGGCGCGCGCGGCGGAGCGCCCACGCGGCCAGAGAAGGCCGCGCUGGCGCGCCUGCUCUCCGAUCAAGACCUCAGCAUCACCGUCGACUACUUCGCCGGAAAGAUGACUCAGACGGCGUUGAAGGGCACCGCGUCGCUCUCCUUCUCCUACCCCGAGGCGAAAGGCGCGACGGAGACGCCGCGAAUCGCCGCGCACACCGGAGGCGAGCAGCUCGAAGCAGAAGGAAGCAAAAUCCCAAACGUCGCCGAGCUCUGUAUCGAAGCUCUGCGACCCUCGCCAAGCGCACCCUUCAAGGCACUCGUGAGCUCCGUCCGCGUGAUUCGCGAGCCCAGCCCUGAAGACGAAGUCGGCGACGGCGCGCCGUUUCCCCUGCUGCUUUCCUUCAAUCUGCCGCCUGCACGCGUCGCGCCUUACGCGGCUUCCGCCUCGCUCUUCUCCUUCUCGUUCCUCGGGAGCAAGGCCUCGAAGAAGAAGAAGCGCGAGACGCCAGUCCCCGAGCCCGCGGAGACUAGGGGAAGGCGCAAGUAG